Acanthoscelides obtectus is the source of this 309-nucleotide messenger RNA. NCBI's taxonomy places the organism in Eukaryota, Metazoa, Arthropoda, Insecta, Coleoptera, Chrysomelidae. The record is from the annotation of a GenBank genome assembly.
AUGACUGUCGCUGCAUUCCGGCUGUUCCGUUUCCGGGCCUCGAGCGAGAAGCUGCCCCUGUGUCUGUCACCAGCCACUGCAUUGCUGACUACGUUGCUGACGUUUCUGCUGACGUUGGGGACGUCUACUGUUAAUGCACAAGAGAGAUGCUGUGGGGGGAUUCAAAAUGGAAGAGAGGGGGGAGGCUGCUGCAUCAAUGCUAAGAAAAGAAGGAAUGCUUUUGUGGUAACUAGCGAGCAGGGUGUCAUCGGCAGAGUUACCACAAGCGAGAUUUUACGUAUAAAAAGGGCCAGACGUUUUCAAGAUUAA